AUGUCUAAAUCAGUCGGUAUUGAUUUGGGUACUACGUACUCGUGUGUUGCACACUUCUCCAACGACCGUGUUGAGAUCUUGGCUAACGACCAAGGUAACAGAACCACUCCCUCUUUCGUCGCCUUCACCGACAGCGAGAGAUUGAUCGGUGAUGCUGCCAAGAACCAGGCUGCUAUGAACCCAGCCAACACUGUGUUCGACGCUAAGCGUUUGAUCGGUAGAAACUUCGCUGACGCAGAGGUGCAGGGUGACAUGAAGCACUUCCCAUUCAAGGUCAUCGACGUUAGCGGCAAGCCUCAGAUUCAGGUUGAGUACAAGGGUGAGACCAAGGUUUUCACCCCAGAGGAGAUCUCCUCCAUGGUCUUGACCAAGAUGAAGGAGACCGCUGAGAGCUACUUGGGCUGCAAGGUCAACGACGCCGUCGUUACUGUUCCAGCCUACUUCAACGACUCCCAGAGACAGGCUACCAAGGACGCCGGUACCAUCGCUGGUCUAAACGUCUUGAGAAUCAUCAACGAGCCUACCGCUGCUGCCAUUGCUUACGGUUUGGACAAGAAGGAUGAAGGCGAGAAGAACGUCUUGAUCUUCGACUUGGGUGGUGGUACCUUCGAUGUUUCCCUACUAUCCAUCGAGGAUGGUAUCUUCGAGGUCAAGGCCACUGCUGGUGACACCCACUUGGGUGGUGAGGACUUCGACAACAGAUUGGUGAACCACUUUGUUCAGGAGUUCAAGAGAAAGAACAAGAAGGACUUGACCACCAACCAGAGAGCUUUGAGAAGAUUGAGAACUGCCUGUGAGAGAGCUAAGAGAACUUUGUCCUCCUCUGCACAGACUUCCAUCGAAAUCGACUCUCUAUUCGAGGGUAUUGACAUGUACACCUCCAUCACCAGAGCCAGAUUCGAGGAGUUGUGUGCUGACUUGUUCAGAUCUACUUUGGACCCAGUUGAGAAGGUUUUGAGAGAUGCUAAGUUGGACAAGUCUCAGGUCCACGAGAUCGUGUUGGUCGGUGGUUCUACCAGAAUUCCAAAGGUCCAAAAGUUGGUCUCUGACUACUUCAACGGUAAGGAGCCAAACAGAUCCAUCAACCCUGAUGAGGCUGUUGCAUACGGUGCCGCCGUCCAGGCUGCCAUCUUGACUGGUGACACUUCCUCCAAGACCCAGGACUUGUUGUUGUUGGAUGUUGCUCCUCUAUCUUUGGGUAUCGAGACCGCCGGUGGUGUCAUGACCAAGUUGAUUCCAAGAAACUCUACUAUCCCAACCAAGAAGUCCGAGAUCUUCUCUACCUACGCCGACAACCAGCCAGGUGUCUUGAUCCAGGUCUACGAGGGUGAGAGAGCUAGAACGAAGGACAACAACUUGUUGGGUAAGUUCGACUUGACUGGUAUCCCACCAGCUCCAAGAGGUGUGCCACAGAUCGAAGUCACCUUCGACAUCGACGCCAACGGUAUCUUGAACGUCUCUGCUGUUGAAAAGGGUACUGGUAAGUCUGAGAAGAUCACCAUCACCAACGACAAGGGUAGAUUGUCCAAGGAGGACAUCGAGAGAAUGGUCUCCGAGGCUGAGAAGUUCAAGGAGGAGGAUGAAAAGGAGGCUGCUAGAAUUGCUGCUAGAAACCAGUUGGAGUCCAUGUCCUACUCCAUCAAGAACUCUCUAUCGGAGGCUGGUGACAAGCUGGAGGCCGCUGACAAGGAGACCUUGACUAAGGCCUGCGAUGAGGUCGUCGAGUGGUUGGACCACAACACCACCGCCACCGCUGAGGAGUACAACGAUAAGUUGAAGGAGUUGCAAGAGGUCUCCAACCCAAUCAUGGCUAAGCUAUACCAGCAAGGUGGUGCUGCCCCAGGUGGCGCUGCCCCAGGUGGUUUCCCAGGUGCUGGCGCUGCCGCUCCAGGCGCUGACGGUCCUACCGUCGAGGAAGUCGACUAA
Eremothecium gossypii ATCC 10895 is the source of this 1926-nucleotide messenger RNA. It is a transcript of the gene SSA2, whose product is annotated as Hsp70 family chaperone SSA2. Gene Ontology annotation, cellular component: nucleus; cytosol; plasma membrane. The record is from RefSeq and is marked provisional. The transcript has a single exon. Gene Ontology annotation, molecular function: ATP binding; ATP hydrolysis activity; misfolded protein binding. Gene Ontology annotation, biological process: SRP-dependent cotranslational protein targeting to membrane, translocation; protein refolding; vesicle-mediated transport. The coding region runs from base 1 to 1926 and encodes 641 amino acids. Lineage: Eukaryota; Fungi; Ascomycota; Saccharomycetes; Saccharomycetales; Saccharomycetaceae.